This is a messenger RNA of Closterium sp. NIES-67, 4078 nucleotides long. Lineage: Eukaryota; Viridiplantae; Streptophyta; Zygnematophyceae; Desmidiales; Closteriaceae. The record is from the annotation of a GenBank genome assembly.
GCCCUUCUUAUACUAGACCUACUCUAGUCUUACUGCAGUGUGAUAAGACUAGUUUGGCCAGACAGACCGACGAGGUCCAUUGAUCAUUGGAGUCGCAAGCGCAACAGUUAGGACUUCCUAGCCACUCAGGAACCGAGAUAACCAAGAUUUGAUAGCCUUAGUUCUCCAAACAGCAGCUCAGGGAAGAAAGGCCCAAGGAUGGAGCGUCAGUUGCCGUGCAGCCGCCAUGGGCUGCGUCUCCACUUCCAUCACUCAUUCUCCUGAUACAUUUUUUAGAAUUCUAAAUAACCUAAGAUACCUUUUUGAGAAUUCUAAGUAACCUAUGAUACCUGCUUUCACGCUUUCACUGUAGCCGCCGCUGUAGUCCGAUAAGAAAAGUCCAUCGCUCUUGUCUCCGUCGGUACUUUGCUAAUCAAGACUAAGUUCGCGGUAACUAAUCCGCAGUACCGAUUCCGCGGUAACUCAGACCGAAAGGCCAGAGCUCGAGGAGUAGAAAUGGGGGCCGCGGCAUCGACAGAGCUGGCAGAGGCGAUGCGCGCCGAGCCGGGAGGGAUGGGGCCGGUGAAGGGCCCGAGGAAGGGUGGGAAUUUGCGGGCGUCGGCGAAGGUGCAACCGGUGUGCGACGACGGGGAGGACGAGGCGAUCGAGCGGAAAGCGCGGCAGCUGGAGCAACUGAAGGAGCGCGUGAACGCAGCCAUUGCGUCUGGCAGUCGUGUCAAGCAGCUAUUGGAGGACGAGGUGCGGCGCAAUUCGGAGCUGGCGAAGAUUCGUCUACGAUUCACCGCGAAUGGCGCUCUCGAGCACUGUAGCCUGUUCUCGGAGCACGGCGGCCGGCACGGCUGCAACCAGGACUCGAUGAUCGCGUGGGAGGAUUUCAACGUCCCCGAAAUCGCGGGCCGCCUGAACAGGCGCAUGCCUCCCGGCGCCGCGUCUGACGUCAUUUUCUGCGCCGUGUUCGACGGUCACGGGCCCAACGGCCAUCUCGUCUCGCAGCGCGUGCGCGAUUCGCUCCCGAGCCGCAUCGCUUGCCUCCUCGCGCCGCCUCCGGUUGCAGCCGUGUCGCCUUACGGCCACCUGGAUUCCUGCGCGGCGCCAAUGGCCCCUGCAAGCGACCAGCUCUUGCAGCGGCUCGGAGUCGGUGCCGGCAGCAGUAAGAACAAAGGCGCCUCGGGCAAGGUUUACCCGCUGGGUGGAGCUCCGGGAAACGCGGAAGGGAGCGGAGGCUUCGGGAUGACGUUGCAGCGAUCGCGAUCCGCCGGUUCGGUGGAUUCCUCGGCGGCGGCGGCGGCGGCAAAGGAGGCGUCUCGAGAGGCGUCGAAGGCGCAGGUGGAGCGCGCGUUUCGGCGGGCGUUUCUGGAGAUGGACGACGAGCUGAGGAGCCAUCCCCACGUGGACGGCCACGUCAGCGGGAGCACCGCCGUCGUCGCCGCGCUGCUGGGCCGUCGGUUGGUGGUGGCGAGUAUCGGCGACUCGCGCGCGGUGCUGGCGUACCGUUGCAAGCCGGGCCACGCCAGUCCCGGGACCGCCGCCGCAAUUGGCGGCAUGCAGUGCAAAACGCUCACCAACGACCACAAGUGCAGCGUCGCCUCUGAGCGAAAGCGCAUUGAGCAAGCGGGGGGUCGGGUCCAGGCGUCGGAGCAUGAACCAGGGACGCCACGAAUUUGGUUACCGCGCGAGCGAAGCCCCGGCCUGGUCCCUUCACGAGCGUUCGGCGAUUUCGUGGUGAAAGAUUACGGCGUGAUUGCCGAACCUGACAUCUUGAUUCGGCACCUCACUUCGGAAGACGAAUUCAUUAUCCUCGCUUCAGACGGACUUUGGGACGUCAUGACCCCUCAAGACGCUGUGUCAGCAGUCCUCGCCGCCCCAACCCGCCAGACCACCGCCCGGCACCUCAUCGCGCAGGCUCGCAGCCUCUGGGCGGCAAAGCACCAGUCGGUCAGGCCUGACGACUGCACCGCUGUUGUCCUUUUCCUCCCUGACUUCGCCCCCUCGGGCCUCCUCUCUGGCUCUAACUCUGCCCUGCCGCACUCUGGUCCUCUCUCCUCUACUCCUUUCUCCGGCCCUCUCUCUUCCUCCACCCCGUAUUCUGGUCCUCUGGCUUCCAUCCCUCACUCUGCUCCGCUCUCUAGCUCCCCUGCCUUGGGCCCUCAUGGCAACUCCCUGCUUCAUAACCAGCAGCAGUCCUGGCAUCAUCAUCAUCAGCAGCAGCAACAAGGUUGGCAGCAGAAGCAGAUUCAUCAGCAGCAGCAGGUGCAGCUGCCACCUCGGCAGUUCCUCUCCCAGUUGCCCAUGCCCCUCCCUAACCUAACCUCCACUGACAUCAAACCAGUUGUCCCCGUGCCUGGCUCGCAGCAUCGGCUUCCGGAGCAGAGAGGCUUGGGAGAAGGCUCUGUGGGGCCAGGUUCGGAGAACAGGUGGGAGGGGAGGGGGGGAGCAGGAGAGGCUGGGGAAGGGAGGAGGAAGAAGAGUGGGAGGAAGAAGGGAGGACGGAGGGAACCUGGGCUAAUGUCUCUUAUGGGAGCAGUGGAGGAAGGAAACGAGGAGGCUUUUGACGAUACAGCAAGCAUAGGUACAGUGUGCACUGAUGCGUCGUUUGGCACAGUCAUCUAUUCCGAGGCAGACUAUAAGGCGUCCCAAAACGCAGCAUCAUCGAAGCUGAAUCCACCCGUGGUUCCGCUCACCCCUCAAGUGGUGCUAGCGUGUGAGGAUGGGUUUUAUCGUGACGACACUAUCAGGCUGCCAGUGGAGCUGCAGAAAGGGGGGCUAGAGAAGGAGAAUGUGGGGGGGAAUAAGAGUGGAGUGACUCAGGGCACAAGCAGUCAGGACAGCAGCAAGUGUGACAGCAGCAGUACCAGCAGCAACAGCAGCAGCAGCAAAGAGGAAGGGGGAAAGCAGGGUGGCAUUGGAGAGACUGGACGAAGCGUUCUUGGGCUGUUCUACAAUGGGGGAUCAGUCGCUUCCUCUGCCUCUGCCUAUUCCUCCCUCAGCAGCUCCAAGGUGGCGCCACUGCUGCCUGAGGACCACACCAACAAUGCCAUCGCUAGUAGCCUCACUCUGCCGCCCCCUGGCAAUGCUGCUCCUGUCAGCAUUUCUAUAUGCACGGCUGAUGCGAAACUUGUGGCGCCUGAGGCCAAGGUCAUGGCUCCGCCCACGCGCUCCCGGAGUCUCACUGCCAUGUCGACAUGCAUGGGCGGCGGCAUGGAUGGCGCGGAUGGCGCGGACGGCAUGGAUGGCACAACGCAUGGCACCAUCCCUGGAUGUGUCGGCAGCGGGCAUGGGUGCAUGAGUGCCAGGCUGGCUGACUGCUAUGUCAGUCUGGAGAGUGGGGUUGCUGGAGAGGGAGGGACUGGGCAGGGGGGCGAGGAGGUGGGGAGCAGGUGGGAGAGCGGCAGUGGAGGGUGCGGAGCGGCAGCCCGAUAUGCCAUGUCACGCCUUGGCCUGGACAUUUUCUGGCAAAAGUGCUGCCGUGCAGAGCCCUGAGCCCCUUGGGUGAGAGCUUGUAGGGGUCUCAAGUGCAGGGGCGCAGCGUGCUGAGUGUCGUGUGGAUGCCCAGCGCUGCUGCUGCUGCUCAGAGCCCUUGGGCCGUCUGUGGUAGGGAUUGUCUGGGUUCAGAGCCCUUAGCAUAUCUGUUUGGUCGAGAAUGCGGAUCACAGAUUUGACUGAUGUGCCUCACCUGCAGCUGAGUUGCUUGCAAGUGCUGGCAGGGAGAGCCUUCAGUCAAUGGUGGUGCUGCUAGUUGGAGACACUGCCUGUGCCAAGCUUCCCUCUUCCACUUCAUCUUCCCAUCUGCCUGUCCAUUCCUAACUACUCCGUUCGUCCUCCUCUUCCUCUACUUAUCCCCUUCUCUCAACCCUUCUUGGUAUCUAAACUGGACUGAGCUCUCAUGGGAUAUUGGACCCCCAAUGGCAACAAAUUCUACUUAGUCUAAUAAAUAUACUGUAAUCCCCUGGAUAGGGUACGGUACAAAAUUCAUGCAAAAUCAGGGGGUGGGUGCUCUAUUUUGUGUUAAGGCUAUAGCACCUUGGUGUUAUAUUUGAGGACAGGAAUUUUAAGACGUGCAUUAGACUCACCGUGUCAU